AUGAACGUCGCUCUAACAUUCCUCGCUUUGGUAGCCCUCAGCUAUUCAGCUCCUCAACCGAGGAAGCUGUUCCAUGAACACUAUGAAGAUUUUAUGGCAGUUAUCAAUGAUGAAGUUGGCCAUGAGUUAGAGCACUUAAUUUCUCACUACUUGGAAUUUGAAGAGUUCCGUGCUACUCUUAACUACAUUGACAGCACAGACUUUCAGAAAUUGAUUUACGAAAUGGAAGAUUUACCGGAAUUUAAAGCCGUCGUAGAUUUCCUAGAAAGUAAUGAUCUUGAUAUGCAAUACUUUGUUGACGCUUUUAACGCUGGUUUUGAAAAUGUAGAAAGAGGUAAUCUCCGUCACGAGGUCAGUGGCCGUGAUAUGUCUUCUUUUAUUAAAGACUGUAUAGAAACUUACCCUAAGACUAAACUAAUUGCACUGUAUGAAGAGAAGUUCGCCGAAGAUGACGAAUUCAGACGCGCCAUGGAAAGCUUCGAAACCGAGGAAUGGGAUGAAGUGUACAGCGCUCUCUGGGAGAACGAGACAUUCCUGAACGAAGUCGCAACCCUUAAAGAAAAUGGAGUCGAUGUUGAGCUUAUUUUAUAUGAAUACAAGGCUAUUUUAGGACUCAAUUUAUUCAUCGAUGACUUAAAUAAUAUACAUUUGAUACGUAACGGCGAUAUCAGAACCAGAGAUACUAAGAUGGAAAUUGCAACUAAUAGUAAAUCUAAGGAUACUGUUGCAAGGAUAUUUAGAUCACCUACAACUCUAUUUGGAAUAACAAACACCGACAAAGGUGACACCAGUUUAAGAUUAACUGAAUCAGAAAAUCAAUACGAUGUCAAAACAAUGAAUGGUUUUAAUAAUAAUAAUGGUAGGAGUAAUUCUAAAAGACAACGAAAAUAUUUGGUUUCUUAUAUCAAACCUAAGGCGAAUAAAGUUACCUCAAAACCUGAAGUCAAUCAUUUUCGUGACAUGUUCGUACAACAACGUAUAAUACAAAUGUCUAAUAAAAAUCCUUAUAAAUUGGCUUACUCUGGAGGGAAAAUAAUUGAUGCAAUAGGUGUAAAUAGACUGAUCGCGCUCGAGCCAUCGUACCGCUCGGACGUUCGAACACGUAUUUAUUUUUCUGUUGUUGUUUUUUUAUUGUUGUUGUUUGUUGUCGUUGUUUGCUGUCUUUGUUUGUUGUCGGCGAUGGACAGUGACACUGAGUUGUCUUCCGACGCCUUUAUUGGCCGAAAAUGGUCUUAUGGUGGUCUCGCCAUUUUUAAUUCCGACUGCAAUAUGGAGACGGAGACGAGGAUGGUUGCGGAGAUAACGCCUGCAAUUCGCGGCAAAACGGCAUCAAAGGGACGUAGUAGUGUGUGUAGUAGUGUUAUUUUAGAUGAAGCUGCUGAUGAUAUUAAUCACUUGGCGGAACACUAUUUGGAGUUCGAAGAGUUCCAAAUGUCUAUAGAUUACCUAGUUAGCCCAAAAUUCAGGAAUUUAGUUUACGAGAUGGAAGACUUACCCGAAUUUAAAGCUGUUGUGGAUUUCCUCGAGACCCAUGACAUCGACAUUAACUACUUUAUUGACUCUGUCAACGCUUUUGUAGAUGGUUUUCAAAAAAGAACUCUUCGUCACAUGGUCAGCGGCCGGGAUAUGUCAGCUUUUAUUAAAGACUGUAUCGACGAAUUCCCCCAGGCGAAAUUGACUGCUCUGUAUGAACAGAAAUUGGCUGAAGAUGAUCAAUUUAGACACGCCAUGGAAAGCUUUGAAACCGAGGAAUGGAAUGAGUUGUACAGCGCUCUUUGGGAGAACGAGACAUUCCUGAACGAAGUUGCAAUCUUAAAAGAAAAUGGAAUCGACGUAGAGAUUGUCUUGCUUGAAGCGAAAGCUAUACUAGGAAUAUCGACACUGCCAAAAACACCUUACAAGAUGAAGGUCGCUUUCGUAUUCCUGGCUCUGGUAGCUGCCUGCUCUUCAGCCCCUCAAUCAAGGGUUCUGUUCCAUGAACAUUUUGAAGAUUUCAUGCAAGUUAUUUUAGAUGAAGUCACUGACGAUCUUAACCACUUGCUGGAACACUACUUGGAGUUCGAAGAGUUCCAAAAAUCUCUAGAUUACCUGGUUACCCCAAAUUUCAGGAAUUUGGUUUACGAGAUGGAAGACUUACCCGAAUUUAAAGCCGUUGUGGAUUUCCUCCAGACCCAUGACAUCGACAUUAACUACUUUAUUGAUGCUAUCAAUGGCUUUGUUGAUGGUGUUCAAAGAAGAGCUCUUCGUCACAUGGUCAGCGGCCGCGAUAUGUCAGCUUUUAUCAAAGACAGUAUCGACGAAUUCCCCCAGGCGAAAUUGACUGCUCUGUAUGAACAGAAAUUGGCUGAAGAUGAUCAAUUCAGACACGCCAUGGAAAGCUUCGAAACUGAGGAAUGGAAUGAGUUGUACAGCGCUCUUUGGGAGAACGAGACAUUCCUGAACGAAGUUGCAAUCUUAAAAGAAAAUGGAAUCGACGUAGAGAUUGUCUUGCUUGAAGCGAAAGCUAUACUAGGAAUUUACUAA
Messenger RNA from Nymphalis io (European peacock), 2523 nucleotides. RefSeq lists its product as uncharacterized. The record is from RefSeq and is a predicted model, not a curated record. Lineage: Eukaryota; Metazoa; Arthropoda; Insecta; Lepidoptera; Nymphalidae. The transcript is spliced from 13 exons. Bases 1 to 2523 code for a protein of 840 amino acids.